Molecule: messenger RNA, 1599 nt
Organism: Akanthomyces muscarius
Lineage: Eukaryota; Fungi; Ascomycota; Sordariomycetes; Hypocreales; Cordycipitaceae
Exons: 2
Coding region: 1-1599 (532 amino acids)
Biological process (GO): xanthine transport; transmembrane transport
Cellular component (GO): membrane; fungal-type vacuole
Molecular function (GO): xanthine transmembrane transporter activity
Source: RefSeq, a predicted model, not a curated record
AUGUCUUCCAAAGAAGCAUGGCUAGGCGACUACGACUACUGGUAUCUCGCCACGCCCAACAUCUAUCCGUUCAACCGCAAAUACAAGGACACCGCAAUCCCAUUCUAUGGCCUGCAUGAUCGAGUCCCCAUCCUUCUGACGCUUCUUUUGGGAUUCCAGCAUGCCCUAACCGUGGUCGGUUCCAUUGUCUCUCCACCGCUGGCCAUUGCUGCUGGCGCGUUCAAUCUCGAGGCUGGCCAGGUUGCAUACCUCGUUUCGGCGUGCUUCAUCACCACCGGCAUAGCGACGGCCCUGCAGGUCACGCGGCUGCACAUCAAAGGCACCCCGUUUUACGUCGGUACCGGGCUCCUCAGCGUCGUGGGGCCUACGUUUGAUGUUAUACCAAUCGCCUUUACCUACACAAACAUGCGAUACCAAAGAGGCACCUGCCCGGUCGCCGAGGACGGAACACGCCUGCCUUGUCCAGAGGCGUGGGGAGCACUGCUCGGGUCCAUACUCUGCACUGUUUGGGUGCAGAUAGCCAUGUCUCUGGUUCCGCCCAAAAUUCUACAACGCGCGUUCCCGAAGGUCGUGACGGGGUCUCUGCUGCUGCUGCUGGGCGUUUACCUGGUUCGGCAGGGCAUGAACAAUUGGGCUGGAUCCGUCAACUGCUACAACGGCGAGGGCUUUUAUGCGCUCUGCCCAAAUAUUGAUGCACCCAACGCACUCCCGUGGGCUCACCCGCGGCUGAUUGGGCUAGGCUUUAGCGUCUUUGCCAGCAUCGUCCUCAUUGAGCAGUUUGGCUCGCCGCUCAUGAGGUCUGCCGCCAUUAUGCUCGGACUGGGUGUCGGAUGUAUCAUUUCAGGUGCCACUGGCUACUGGGACGCGAAGAACAUACAUGAUGCUCCUCCUGUCACGUUCCUGUGGAGACACAGCUUCCAGCUCAGUGUUGACGGAGCCUUGGUGCUGCCUUUGAUCAUCAUGUUUAUAGUUCAAGGCAUAAGCUGCAUGCCCGACAUCCUGGCCACGGCAGAGAUUUCGGGCGUGGACAUCGAAGGAACUGAAUUCAACUCGCGUACUCAGGGCGGAAUUCUCUGCGACGGAAUCGGCAGUUUGAUCAGCGCACUUGGUACGGCGCUUCCUAUGGUGGCCCAAGCAGGGAAUAACGGCACGAUUGUCGUGACAGGGUGUGCAUCGCGUCGCGCUGGUUGGGCAGCGGCAGGCUUCCUGAUUCUCAUGGGCGUGCUAGCAAAAUUUGCCGCAAUAUUUACUGUGAUGCCCGCAUCGGUGCUUGGUGGCAUGCAAGUGUUCCUCUUCAGCACAAUUGCGGUGGCUGGUAUUCGAGUUCUCGGAAUGAUUGAAUUCACUCGCCGGAAUCGCUUCAUCCUGAUUGUUGCACUAGGUUUUGGUUUUAUUGACAUAGUGACCCCAACAUGGUUCGAUCGCGUCAUCGACUACAAAGGUAGUAGCACUGCCCUUCAGGGUCUAUUGGAGGGCAUUGAGUUGACUAUCACGACUCCAUUCAUUUUGGCUGCGGUUCUCGGAGUCUUCUUCAACUUGGUGCUACCGAGUGACAAGGCCAUGAUGGAUAACAUAUUCUUGAAACCUAACCAGAGUUGA